Messenger RNA from Oryzias latipes (Japanese medaka), 4029 nucleotides. RefSeq names its product signal peptide, CUB domain, EGF-like 2 (gene scube2). Gene Ontology annotation, cellular component: cell surface. Gene Ontology annotation, biological process: signal transduction. The record is from RefSeq and is a predicted model, not a curated record. NCBI's taxonomy places the organism in Eukaryota, Metazoa, Chordata, Actinopteri, Beloniformes, Adrianichthyidae. Gene Ontology annotation, molecular function: calcium ion binding.
UUGGCUAACUCUUGAAGCUCGCGAAUCACCCCCAACCACACACAAACACACACUUACACACACACACUUACGUUUAUGCAUGCUCUCAUUCUCUUUUAGUCAUUCGCUCCUUUUCAUUUCAAAAAGCCUCUUGUGAGGCAGAUUGACAGGCCAGAAUGAAAAUGAGGUGGACGCUCUCUCACGGCUUCAGUGCGUACGCGUCCUUUUGAGAAGACCUCUAAACUUGGAUCUUAUCACCAUGGGAGCAAUUUGGGCUGCAAGGGACUUGUGUUUGUUUUUGCUCUUGUUAAAUAGUCGCCAAAGCGCUGCGCUUCCAGAGAUUCGAGAUUCAUGCGCAGAGGGAAGUGAUAGCUGUCAUAUUGAUGCUAUUUGUCAGACUUCCCAAGCUUCAUAUAAGUGCACGUGUAAAGCAGGCUUUAAAGGAGAUGGAAAACACUGCGAAGAUAUUGACGAAUGCGAUCUGGACUUUAAUGGUGGUUGCGUUCACGAGUGCAACAACAUACCAGGCAACUAUCGGUGCACUUGUUAUGAUGGAUUCAAUUUGGCCCAUGAUGGACACAACUGUCUGGAUGUGGAUGAAUGCAAGUUCAACAAUGGUGGGUGCCAGCACACAUGUGUCAACACCAUGGGCAGCUAUGAGUGUCGGUGCAAAGAGGGCUUUUUCCUCAGCGACAACCAGCACACGUGCAUCCAUCGUUCAGUGGAGGGCCUCAACUGUAUGAAUAAGGAGCAUGGCUGCGCCCACAUCUGCAAGGAAACACCCAAAGGGGGCGUGGCCUGCGAGUGUCGUCCCGGGUUUGUACUGGCCAAGAACCAGCGUGGCUGCACCUUAACUUGUAACCACGGCAACGGAGGCUGCCAGCACACCUGUGAGGACACGGAGGACGGCCCCAUAUGCAGGUGUCACGCCAGGUACACUCUGCAACCUGACAAGAAGUCAUGUGUAGAGAGAAACGAGGCCACCACCGAGUCCUCAGAUCACAACGCCACGUCUUUCACAGAGGCGGACAAACGCGUCAAAAGGAGACUGCUGAUGGAGACGUGUGCAGUGAACAAUGGAGGCUGUGACAGCACCUGUAAGGACACAUCCACAGGUGUUCGGUGCAGCUGCCCGGUGGGCUUCACGCUGCAGCCGGAUGGUAAAGCAUGCAAAGACAUUGAUGAGUGCGAGCACCACAACGGGGGCUGUGAACAUUUCUGCAGAAACACGAUUGGCAGCUUUGAGUGCAGCUGCAGAAAAGGCUUCAAGCUGCUAUCAGACGAACGUUCCUGUCAAGAUAUAGAUGAGUGUUUCUUUGAGCGCACAUGUGAUCACACAUGUGUGAACUCCCCUGGUGGUUUUCAGUGUCUGUGCAACAAAGGCUACACCAUGUAUGGACUGGCCCACUGUGGAGACAUAAACGAGUGCAGUGCGAACAAUGGUGGUUGCGCACAGGGUUGUGAAAACACUCUGGGUGGAUUUGAGUGCUCCUGCCAUCCUGGUUAUAAACUUCACUGGAACAAAAAAGACUGCGUUGAGGCUGAGGGUUUACCACCUGCAAACCCCCCCUCUAAACCUACCUUGAACUGUAGCAAGCUGCCAGGAGGGGAUCGCUGCUUUUUGACCUGCAAGUCUCAAGUUCACUUCAGCAGCGGGACAGAGGAUUCCUACACGGUGACCUGUGGAAGGCCCCUGCCCUGCUUGGCUGACAGACAAAAGGACAGCAAUGGCUUGUAUUGCUUAGGUCCAGGAAAACACAGUGUUUCCCGGAUUAAAACCACUGCCACCUUCAAGUCUGGCACUGCAAAGUGCAACCUGAAAAGAAGUCCGGAAAAGCUCUGGGAGAACGUGAACUCUGCACGUUCAGACAGUAGGUUUCUCUUCACCGAAAACGUGCAGUUCAGCUACGUGAGCCUGCGCUGCACUUCGUCCGGACGGCGAACCCGCAGCCGCAACAGCAGGAAGGCCGGCGAGGACGACGGCUCCUCCAUCACAGCUGAGUUUGAGCUGGAUGUGAACCUUGAGGAGGUAACAGCAGAGAGUUGUGACCUGAACUGCGUGCGUCGACGCUCAGAGAAGAGGCUGAAGAAGACCAUCAGGACCCUGAGGAAGUCCAUCAACCGGGAGCAGUUCCACCUACAUUUUGCAGGGGCUGACUAUGAGCUUUCCAAGAAUUUAGGCCAAUCAGCAGAACUGCAAGGACACUGUGGGGCCGGGCAGGUGCUGGUGGGAAGGAAAUGUGUGAGCUGUGGUGCGGGGACAUAUUAUGACAGUGAUCAGAGGCGAUGCAUUCUGUGUCAAGCUGGGACGUUUCAGGACGAGGAGGGACAGAUGUCUUGUGAGCAAUGUCCUGCACCUGAAGGACGAGAGGCGUCUGGCGUGGUCGGAGCGCGAAACCUGUCAGAGUGUGGAGGUCAGUGCUCCCCUGGUCAGUACUCCCAUGACGGCUUCACCCCCUGCCUGCUGUGCCCACUGGGAACGUACCAACCUGAAGUGGGACGCACCUCCUGCUUCUCCUGUGGGGGCAACCUUGUCACCAAGCACAGUGGUGCUGUCACAUUUCAGGAGUGUGAGACCAAAGUCCAGUGUUCUCCAGGACAUUACUACAACACCAGCACGCACCGCUGCAUUCGCUGUCCCGUCGGCACAUAUCAAGUAGAGUUUGGCCAGAACUACUGCAGCACCUGCCCAGGAAACACCACAACAGACUUUGAUGGCUCCACUAACAUCAUGCAGUGCAAAAACCGACAGUGUGGAGGAGAGCUUGGGGAGUUUACAGGCUACAUCGAGUCACCCAACUACCCAGGAAAUUACCCAGCCAAUAUCGAGUGCACUUGGACCAUCAACCCGCCCCCCAAGCGAAGAAUACUUAUUGUUGUACCUGAAAUCUACCUACCCAUUGAAGAUGAAUGCGGGGACUACUUAGUAAUGAGGAAAAGCUCUCUGUCCAACUCUGUGACGACUUAUGAGACAUGUCAGACAUACGAACGGCCCAUUGCCUUCACCUCCCGCUCCAAAAGGCUGUGGAUACAGUUCAAGUCCAAUGAGGGAAACAGCGGAAGAGGAUUCCAGGUCCCUUACGUGACAUAUGACGAAGACUACCAGGAAUUGAUUGAAGACAUUGUUCGGGACGGACGGCUUUAUGCAUCGGAGAAUCACCAGGAAAUUCUGAAGGAUAAGAAGCUCAUGAAGGCAUUGUUUGACGUGCUGGCUCACCCACAAAACUUUUUCAACUAUACGGCGCAAGAAUCAAGAGAAAUGUUCCCAAAAUCCUUCAUCCGCUUCCUGCGUUCCAAAGUCCUGACAUUCCUUCGCCCAUAAAUGCUGCACCAGGAUUUUCAAGGGACUGUCACACAGAUUGGUUGGAUGUCAUGUCGACGAAUAUGAAAAACAAAUCAAAGCAAAUCCCUUAAGUAAAAUUAAAAAAGCUAUUGAAACGUCAGCGCAGGACUGAAGUACAUACCUUAAUUUCAGGAGUGCUGAAUACAUGCUGACAGAAUGGGACUUUAAUCUAUUGCACCACAAGGAGAGACAAACUUGGUGGGCGAACAGACAUAUAUUGAAUGUCAAUGGUACUGUACAUAGAUUGUAUAUCUAGUUUUAACAGCCUUAUUUUACUGGAUUUGAUGCAUUUAUGACAGAAGUACUGCAAAAUGUAAGAAACUAAUACAGCACAACUGUUUUCUUGGGAACACUAGCACUGAAAAGAGGUAGUCUCGCCACAAAAGCAUUUAUUUUGAUGACUGUAUUGUAUAUGAUGUAAAAAAAGUGUUGAGAGUUUUAGCUACAGAUGUUGAUGACCCAUGUGUUUGGUUUUCCAAGGUGUCUGGAUAAACGUAAUGGUUCUAUAAACCCCUAAGCUUUUCCAGCUAUUAUCUGCUUUCACGUCAGUCAAAGAUGCUUCUGUAGACACCCUGAGAUACUAAAGCAUGUCAUGUCUGUUUCUAUGAAAAGUCCUGUAAAAUGCUGCUGAGCUACUGACCCAUCUUAGAUGCGAUGUGUAUGUAUAUUUUAUGGUUUUGUACAUCUAAUAAAAUUGUAAAUAAAGA